Messenger RNA from Synchiropus splendidus (mandarinfish), 2548 nucleotides. RefSeq names its product tubulin tyrosine ligase-like family, member 6 (gene ttll6). Gene Ontology annotation, cellular component: cilium. The record is from RefSeq and is a predicted model, not a curated record. Lineage: Eukaryota; Metazoa; Chordata; Actinopteri; Syngnathiformes; Callionymidae. Gene Ontology annotation, molecular function: tubulin-glutamic acid ligase activity; tubulin binding. The coding region runs from base 238 to 2265 and encodes 675 amino acids. Gene Ontology annotation, biological process: protein polyglutamylation; microtubule cytoskeleton organization. The transcript is spliced from 16 exons.
GUUCACUCAUGUUUACGUUGAAGGUUCACUGCGCCGCGGCACUAACGUCAUUUUGUGCAGACGUCAGCGAGUGACAUGCGGAAACAAAAGACACGAACAGAUGACUGAAACCAGGCUACUGCUAUCCAAGUCCUUUUCUUCGAGGUGAUACAAUCCUAAAGAUUUGGCCAAAAUUGACAACCCUUGGAGGACGUGUCAACACCAGCACCCACACGGAUGUAGACUUUAGAUGACAGGAUGGGUCUACAUUUGGAGAGUCUGGAGAGAGGUGAAGGGGACGCACUAGGGGAGAGAAGAACUCAGGCCCAGCCAGCUCCUCAUAGUAACAAGAGGAAGAAAAAAGUCAAAAAGAGACUGUGGAUCAACCUCACCAACUGCAAAUAUGAAAGUGUGCGGCGAGCUGCUUGUAAAUUUGGUCUCCAUGAGGCGAUAGAAGGUGAAGACUGGACAUUGUUCUGGACCGAUUGUUCCGUGUCUUUGGACAGAGUCAAGGACAUGAAGCAGUACCAGAAAAUCAAUCACUUCCCGGGGAUGAGUGAAAUCUGCCGCAAGGACUCACUGGCUCGGAACAUGAAUCGCAUGCUCAAGCUCUUCCCCAAAGACUACAACAUUUUCCCGAAGACUUGGUGCCUUCCUACUGACUUAAACGACUUCCAAGCUUACACACGGGCGAAAAAAAAUAAAACCUACAUCUGUAAACCGGACACGGGCUGCCAGGGUAAAGGCAUAUUCAUCACCAAGUCUAGUAAAGACAUCCGGUGUGGCGAUCACAUGAUCUGUCAGGUCUACAUCUCCAGGCCUCUUAUUAUUGAUGGAUACAAGUUUGACCUGAGGAUCUACGUGCUGGUGACGUCAUGUGACCCAUUCCGGAUCUUCAUGUUCGAAGAAGGACUCGUUCGCUUCUGUACCAACAAGUACAACGAGCCCACACACUGCAACGUGGAAGACGUCUGCAUGCAUCUCACCAACUACUCCAUCAACAAACACAGCCAGAACUUUAUACGUGAUGAGGACAUAGGAAGCAAAAGGAAGCUGUCAACCUUGAACAAGCACCUGGACAUGCUCCGCUGCGACACAGACAAGAUGUGGACCGACAUUGAGGAUGUGAUCAUAAAGACGCUCAUCUCAGCUCACCCCGUCCUCAAACAUAACUAUCGCACCUGCUUCCCCAACCACACCGCCAACAGCGCCUGUUUUGAGAUCCUGGGCUUCGACGUGCUGCUUGACCACCGACUUAAACCCUGGCUGCUGGAGGUGAAUCACUCGCCCAGUUUCACCACUGACUCCCAGAUGGACCGCGAGGUGAAGGAUGCCUUGCUCUACGACACUCUGGUUCUCAUCAAUUUGUCUGCCUGCAACAGGCGAAAGAUCACCAAGCAGGAGAAGCGGCGGGUGAAGGAUCGUCUGCACAUGAACCGCUCCAGAGAGGCCUGGUCAGAGGAGCUGCGGCAGUGCCAGGCCGCCACGGUGGAGCAGAUGGAGAAGCACGAGGCCAAACACCUGGGGGGCUUCAGGAGGAUCUACCCCAGGGAGGGAGCUGAGAAAUAUGACAAGUACUUCAAACAUAGCAGCUCGGUCUUCCAUGAGACGGCAGCGUCUAAAGCCAGAGAGGAGUGUGCCAGGCUUCAUCUGCAGGAGCUACGUCUGAAGCAGGAGCAGAAAGACCUGAGAGGGGCCGGACGACGGGACCUACAGGGGGAGACGGCGGGGGAGAAAGUGAAACCUCGUCUGCGGACACAAGCCUCCAGCGGUGACCUGCAGCCGAUCCAGCCUUCUCUGAUGACUGCCCUGGAACAUCGGCAGAAGGAGGGGAAUGAGGAGGACCUGGGGGAGAAGGAGAGGGCUCAAGCUUUGAUUCAGAGAAAAAAACUGCUGCAGGAUCUUGGGGUGGUGGAGCAAAUCCAGCGGCUACUUCGGGGUCAGGAGGCUCAUAUUCGCCCCCAGGAGGUCCAGUCUCAGGUUACACAGCCCGGUCCUGUCACUCACACAAUAGAUCUGAAGAACCUGAAUGCACUGGAGAGAGGUGACCAGUCCAGAGGUCCACCACGGAAAGUCAGUGCUCUGAGAUUGAACAAUGACAGUAGCAGUGGUCACUCACGUCCAAACGUCUCCACCACAAAGCAGCUCCACAAACGCUGCCCCAUUCUGACCCACAACCCCACAACCCUAAAGAGUCUGUUGGUCGUCUCCAGCCGGGCACCAAUUGUGUACAGACCCGGAUUGUCUUCGGUCAAAACCUUGGAUCGGCACCAGGAGCAAGAAUGAUGGUGACCAUUGUGAUUGUAGUGAAGCCUGUAAAAGAUGCAAGGGAACAUGUGUCACGAGCAGAUAGUUGACAGUUGUGCAAACUUGUCCAGUGGGGGACUAUUGGCACACACCCAUGCUUGGAUGCAGACUCAAAUUGUGUCUCUAUAUUACUCAUUUUUAUAUUUUUAAUAACUCCCUCACAGAGUUUAAGAAUCAAGGUUAUGUGAAUGUUAUGAUCAUGCCCUCUUUAAGAUAACAAUUCAUUAUGCUGUGUUCAUUAUGCCCUGUUUUUCAAGUAUCA